Molecule: messenger RNA, 2460 nt
Organism: Pseudoliparis swirei
Lineage: Eukaryota; Metazoa; Chordata; Actinopteri; Perciformes; Liparidae
Product: taste receptor type 1 member 2
Exons: 6
Coding region: 1-2460 (819 amino acids)
Biological process (GO): G protein-coupled receptor signaling pathway
Cellular component (GO): membrane
Molecular function (GO): G protein-coupled receptor activity
Source: RefSeq, a predicted model, not a curated record
AUGAAACGUGUUCUUGCUUCUCUGUGUCUCCUGGGACUUUUUCUACAUGCCUUGACUCAAUGCACUUUCCCAGCCUCAGACUUUCAGCUGGAUGGAGAUUAUAUGUUGGGUGGAGUUUUUGAUAUUCAUCAUAGUGACACCACGUAUCAUGACAGACCCGAAGCCAUGGACUGCUCCAGUCGACCCUUGGUUCUGUCAAGUUAUCGGAAGUUUCAGUUGAUGAGAUUCUCAGUCGAGGAAAUCAAUAACUCCACAAGCCUCCUUCCAAAUGUAUCUCUGGGCUAUGAUAUAUUUGACCACUGCUCAGAUACACACAAUUUUCCAGGCAUUUUUAAACUCCUCUCAGUCGAUGGCAUGAUCCAGCCUUGGAGCAAAGAACCCAAGAGCGUGUCCAAGGUGAUCGCGUUGGUCGGCCCCUUUUCAAGCACUCAGGUCCUGACGGUAGCCCCACUGUUCAUGAUGGAUCUCAUUCCUAUGGUCAGUUAUGGAGCCUCUUUCUCUGCCCUCGGCGAUAAAGAAAAGUUUCCCUCUUUCCUCCGAACAGUGCACUCCAAUAAAAACAUGAUUGACGUGAUUGUUCAAAUUGUGCAACACUUCAACUGGCGCUGGGUUGCUUUUCUUCAUAGUGAUGACAUUUUUGGUGAAGACGGACGAGAUGUGUUCAUCAAGAGGAUUAGAGAUACGGAGAUUUGCCUGGCAUACACUGCAGUACUCAAUGCCCAAACAAAUUACUCACUAUUGUUCAAACAGAUAGAGGCACAGAGGAUACACAUCAUUGUUGUUUUUACUCCAAAAAUGACUGCUGAAGAUGUCAUUAGAUCAGCAAUCAAACUAAAUGUCACCAACAAAGUGUGGAUAGCUGGGGACAACUGGUCCUUAAACAAGAGGCUUCACAAAGAGAAAGGAAUCAACAAUAUUGGAACUGUCCUUGGAGUAUCUCAGCCAGUGGUGACAAUACCUGGUUUCAGUGAUUUUAUUUAUUCUUCCAGAAAAAAGACACGUUGUAAAAAUGCAAAACAAAAUGUGUUUUGUAAUCAAGGUUGCAACUGCAGCAGCUUGACUCCAGAAGAAAUCCUCACCGUGGACCCAUCUUUUAAUUUUCCUGUUUAUUCUGCUGUGUAUGCCAUCGCUCAUGCCUUACACAAUACCUUGCAAUGUGGAGUUGAUCAAUGUAAUGGCAAUAUUACAGUGCACCCAUAUAUGGUUCUAGCAGAGCUGAAGAAGUCAAACUUUACACUUUUAAAUCAACGUAUCCACUUUUAUGGGAAUGGUGACCCCCAGUUCGGCUCCUAUUCUAUAGUUUUCUGGAACCACAGUGGUGAUGUAGAGGACAUUGGCUACUAUAGAUUUCAACCAUCGGUUCAUUUUCAUAUCGACGACGCCAACAUUCAGUGGUACACAAAAGGAGAAGUGCCUACUUCUCUGUGUUCCCCAGAAUGUGAUGUCGGAUUUGCAAAAAAACAAGAUGGAAUCCACAAAUGCUGCUUUAAUUGUCACAUCUGUAAGAAGGAAACUUACAUCAACAUCACAGAGGAUCCCUACAAGUGCAUCAGCUGUAAGGAAACGGAAUGGUCUGAACCAGGAAGUACGUCAUGUGCUCUGCGGCUGGUGGAGUACGUCCCGUUCACAGACAGCGCGGCGAUGAUGAUCAUGGUGGCAGCUGGGGUCUUGGUGGGCCUCACACUCGCCAUGUCCGCUCUCUUUGCCAUCAACUUCAACACGCCUGUUGUCAGGUCUGCCGGGGGACCGAUGUGCUUCCUCAUCUUUAGCUGCCUCAGUCUGUGUAGUCUCAGUGUGUUCUUUUACUUUGGUAAGCCGACCACUUCCUCCUGCAUCUUAAGGUUCUUACCGUUUCUCUUGUUUUACACGGUUUGUCUCGCAUGUUUUGUGGUGCGCUCGUUUCAGAUUGUUUGCGUUUUCAAAAUGGCCGCCAAGUUCCCCAUGCUCCACAGCUGGUGGAUGAAAUAUCACGGACAAUGGCUGCUCAUCACUGUGGCAUUUGUUGCUCAGGCACUCCUACUUCUUUUUGGUUAUAUUUUUGGCCCUCCCAAGCCCUACAAUGAAACACUCGAGUACCCAGACAAAAUCAUACUUGGUUGUGAUAUUAAUCUCAACGCCUUCUCCGGUCCUGUGAUUUUACUUUUAUUGUUGUGCUCUCUUUGCUUUAUUUUCUCCUACAUGGGAAAAGACCUUCCUAAAAAUUACAAUGAAGCCAAAGCAAUAACCUUCUGCCUGCUCCUGCUGAUCCUCACCUGGGUCCUCUUUGCCACUGAGUACUUACUUUACCAUGGCAAGUACAUCCAAACACUCAACGCCCUGGCAGUACUCUCCAGUCUCUACUCCUUUCUGUUGUGGUAUUUCCUCCCAAAAUGCUACAUCAUCAUUUUUCAACCCCACAGAAAUACCAAUGAGUACUUCCAAGGUCUCAUUCAGAAAUAUACCAAAACCAUGAGCCAGUAA